GGACCGGUGAGGAAGGUUGAGAAGAGGUCGAUUGGAUCUGAUGAGGUUGGUCGGAAAAGGGUACAGAGGUGGGGUUCGGUCAGGGCAAAGGGAGUUACUAUUACUAAGUCAUCACAUGGGCUCUCAAAAUCUCAGGACCGGACUUGAUCAUUUUGCCUAUAUAUACAUAAUCAUAUGAGCAAUAUUUCAGUACAAAGCAAACCAUGUCUUUCCCAGUAGCAGCUCAAGUAGCACACAGUGCUAAGCCAGAAAUUGUUCGGCAGACAGCAAAUUAUCACCCAAGCAUUUGGGGAGAUCGGUUCCUCAAUUAUGAUGAAAAAAACAUUCAGAUAACUUAUGACCAUAUGCAACAGCAAGUGGACCAACUGAAAGUAGCAGUGAGGAAGGAAGUAUUCACAACAAGUGCAGGUGAUUUUUCACAUCAGGUCAAGCUAAUUGAUGCAGUCCAGCGCCUUGGCGUGGCUUACCCUUUUGAAAGAGAAAUCGAAGAAGCCUUGCAACGUAUGCACAUUACAUAUCAUGACUAUGAUGGUGGUGAUCUCUACACUGUUGCUCUUGGUUUUCGGUUACUAAGACAACAUGGAUUUAAUGUUUCUUGCGAUAUAUUCAACAAGUUCAAAGAUAAAAAUGGUAACUUCAAGGAGAGCUUAACUGCUGAUGUUCCUGGGAUGCUAAGCUUUUAUGAAGCAGCACAUCUAAGGAAGCAUGGAGAAGACAUGCUAGAAGAGGCUCUUGUUUUCACCACCACUCACCUUGAGUCGGCAGAAACAACGGACGCACGAAAGCCACUGGCUUUACAGAUAACUCAAGCCUUAGAGAGACCUCUGCGGAAGGGUCUGGAGAGGGUAUGUGCCAGGGGUUACAUGUCAAUCUACCAGGAUGAUGCUUCACAUAGUGAAGCUAUAUUGAAACUUGCAAAGUUAGAUUUCAAUCUCGUUCAAUCUUUACACAAGAAGGAGCUCAGUGAGAUUACUAGGUGGUGGAAAGAACUGGACUUUGAAAAGAAGCUGCCUUUUGCAAGAGAUAGGAUCGUGGAGCUGUACUUUUGGAUAGUUGGAGUCUAUUUCGAACCGCAUUAUAUGGCAACAAGAAAAAUUCUUACAAAAGUGAUUGCCCUGGUAUCAGUUUUGGAUGAUAUCUACGAUGCAUUUGGCACAUACGAAGAACUCGUGAUCUUUACUGGAGCAAUUGAAAGGUGGGAUAUCAAUUGUAUGGAUGAACUCCCAGACUAUAUGCAAGUAUUUUACCAUACCCUCUUGAAUGUUUACGACGAAAUUGAGGAGGAGAUGGUAAAAGAAGGAAGAUCAUACCGAGUUCACUAUGCAAAAGAAGCUGUUAAAGCUCAAGCCCGGAACUACUUUGCUGAGGCCCAAUGGUUGCACAAAGACUACAUUCCAAGCAUGGAAGAGUAUAUGAGUGUAGCAACAGCUUGUGUUGGUAACACCUUGCUUUCAAUUACAUCUCUGGUUGGCAUGGGAGAUAUUGUAACGAAGGAAGCUUUUGAGUGGUUGUUGAAUGAUCCUAGAAUUCUUAGAGCUUCAAAUAUCAUUUUUAGGCUCAUGGAUGACCUUAGUGGAUACGAGUUUGAGAAAGAGAGAAAGCAUGUUGCUUCUAGUAUUGAAUGCUACAUGAAGCAAUAUGGGGUGCCAGAGCAAGAGGUGCUUCUUAUUUUUAACAAACAGGUUAUGGAUUCGUGGAAGGAUAUCAACGAGGAGUUCCUUAGACCAACUGAUGUGCCAAUGCCGGUCCUCAUGCGCGUUCUGAAUCUAACAAGAGUGGUUGAUCUCCUUUACAAAGGGGAGGAUGGCUACACACAUGUUGGGAAAGUGAUGAAAGAUAGUGUUGCUUCACUUUUUAUUGAACCCGUGCCUCUAUGAAUUGCGUCAUUCCUUAGAAUUAAUCUUAAAAAUAAGGUCAUUCCCAAGAAUUGAUGUUGUCAUGUUGAUUGUAUUUACGAGUUUUUGAGAGAGUUGGUUGUUGGGCUUGCUAUGCUGUAUUAAAAUGUUUCGGGCCAGACAUAAACUAAACCUUAAUAAAGAAACAUUUGUAUUAUCCACUAUCCCUUGGUCCAUAACUAUUUGCAGCUUCGAAAAGC
Molecule: messenger RNA, 2095 nt
Organism: Prunus avium (sweet cherry)
Lineage: Eukaryota; Viridiplantae; Streptophyta; Magnoliopsida; Rosales; Rosaceae
Source: RefSeq, a predicted model, not a curated record